Molecule: messenger RNA, 1599 nt
Organism: Acanthopagrus latus (yellowfin seabream)
Lineage: Eukaryota; Metazoa; Chordata; Actinopteri; Spariformes; Sparidae
Exons: 2
Coding region: 303-974 (223 amino acids)
Cellular component (GO): cytoplasm
Molecular function (GO): NAD+ poly-ADP-ribosyltransferase activity
Source: RefSeq, a predicted model, not a curated record
UCAGCAGCCUGAUAAUUGCCAAGGUUUGAUCUGAUGUCAUUCAAACCAGUGAAUGCUGAGCGGAAACAAUGGAUUCGAUAACAGAAAAGGUAUGUGGCCCGUACGGGGAUCGAACCCGCGACCUUGGCGUUAUUAGCACCACGCUCUAACCAACUGAGCUAACCGGCCAUGGAGAUUCCUGGUUGUGACGUCAUCAAAUCUGUAAAUGAAACUCAACAAAUGGAAAGUGAAAGUUAACUGAGCCGACAGCUGAAACAACGCCUCACUCACGUGCUGCAGAGCCGUCACAUUCCUAAAUCAGGAUGUCGGUGCACUUCUCAGGAUGGGAGGUGGUCGACGAUGGUGCUUCUUUUCCUGGCGUGGAGCUGGCGCCCUCCCAGAAACCCCAAAAACGAGGCGUCUACACCAUGUACCAUGGGACCAACGUCGCCAGUGCACGGAUCAUCAUUGCCAAUGGUUUUAAGCCGUCGUCAGGUGGCAUGCUGGGAAAGGGUGUGUAUGUCAGUCGUGAUAAGAAAAAAGCAUCUGCUUAUCCCCGUAAUGCUCAAAAUUCAGACCGUGUGAUCUUUGAGUUACGCGUGCGCCCUGGACGUGUCAAGCGUAUUGACAAGGACAACCAUCCUCUGCAGUUAAACUGGCAUUCACAUGGCUAUGACACUGCCUGGGUGCCCCCCAACUGUGGCAUGAAAUCUGUGCCCAGCGGCCUUGAAGAGGAUUGCGUGUUUGAUCCCAAAAGAGUAGAGGUGGUCGGCAUCGCACAGGCACCAAACAACACCGUGCUGAAAGAACUUCAGCAGCUUCUGGCCCAGAAGUCCAAGGGACGUGGGGGAAGAGGCGAUGGGGCCGCAGAUGUGUGUUCCCUGUGCAAGAGAAACACCCAGCAGGGCUCUCCACACAUCAAGCAACCGUGUUGGGAUUGUGGGAAAAACAUCUGCAUUCUCAUGACCAAGCAUGUCUGUCCAGGCAAACCCUGACCGGGGCGAUGGGAGAAGAGAGCGUGUGAACAGAGCUCAGAGGAUCCAUACGGCCUCGCAUGUGCUGGAGACUGGUGUUGAUUAGAGCAUCAGUUCUUAACUCAUGAUGUAAUCACACUUGGUAAACAGGGAUCAUCGUCUCAAUCUUAUUGUUUUCGUAAAGAAAUGGAGAAAUGGUAUUGGUGCAACACGUUAUAUUAGUUACAGUUUUGUUUGUUGUUUUGGAGGACAUCAGUGAGUGAUCUACAAAGUCUUCUUGACGAACUGACACCAUAAACCUUUAAGUGUAUGACAAUCUUUACCCCAUCAUGUCAACCUUGUCAAGUCCCAUGGUGCAUUACAAUCUGUUUCGUCUCAUCUGCCAUGUUCUCAUUCACUGAUUUAAAAAAAAAGUUUACGGUAAUGUUAAUUUGUUAUGUCUGCUGCUGUCUAUUCUCUGAUCAGCAGGCAUUAUGAUCACAGACAGUCAAUUUGAAACACUAUAUGUAAUGCUUUUUUUAAAGAUGAAUUUACCUAAUGCCUGAUAACAUGCAGGAUUUUGAUUUACCGGGAUGAACUAAAUGUACUUAACACUUGAUGAUGUAACAGAACCAAAGCCAUUAAAUGUCAUUGUGAUAUCAUCAGA